Messenger RNA from Naumovozyma castellii, 1794 nucleotides. RefSeq names its product sterol esterase (gene TGL1). The transcript has a single exon. The coding region runs from base 1 to 1794 and encodes 597 amino acids. Lineage: Eukaryota; Fungi; Ascomycota; Saccharomycetes; Saccharomycetales; Saccharomycetaceae. The record is from RefSeq and is a predicted model, not a curated record.
AUGUGGGCCCCCUUCAUAGGAAGAAUAUCCAUCACGGACUACCUCAUAGUCCUUGUCAUCUACCUGGAAUCCAUAAUAUCUUUCUUCUUACGACUCAUACCAAAUCCAAUAAUGAACUUCUUCUCCUCCCUAAUAAAUUUUACUAUAAACAUUGAUGACUCAAGUUUAGAACAAAGACUAAGACUGGCACCCACCAUUCAUGAAAUGUGCGCCCCAUUUAACAUCACUAUUGAGGACCACAUGGUAAGAACAGAGGAUGACUACAUCCUUACCUUGCAUAGAAUCCCACCUUCUGCCAAGAGGUACAAUGGUAAAGUGGUUUAUUUGCAUCACGGCUUGCUAAUGUGCUCAGAUAUUUGGUGCUGUCAAUUGGAAAGAAAUAAAAACCUACCCUUUGUAUUACACGAUUUGGGGUUCGACGUUUGGAUGGGCAAUAACCGUGGGAACAAAUAUUCCACUGCUCAUUUGCAUAAGUUACCCAAAUCAAGGAAAUUUUGGGACUUUUCCAUUGAUGAAUUCGCAUUCUUCGACAUCCCAAACUCCAUAGAUUUCAUUUUGAAAAUUACACACGUCGAGAAAUUGAUAUGUGUUGGGUUCUCCCAAGGGUCCGCUCAAAUGUUUGCCUCGUUUGCCAUUAACGAAUAUUUGAACUCUAAAGUUGCACAAUUCAUCGCUAUUGCACCUGCAAUGACUCCUCGAGGGUUACAUAAUAGAAUUGUAGAUACGUUUGCUAAAUCUUCACCAACUUUAAUGUACCUCUUCUUUGGAAGAAAUAUUUUGUUGCCCAGCGCCAUUGUAUGGUUGAGAACCUUACAUCCUGCCAUUUUUAAUUUCUGUAUCGAUUUCGGUAAUAGAAUCCUUUUUAAUUGGAGAUCUUUGAACAUUUCACCACAACAGAAAUUAAUCUCAUAUUCAAAAUUGUAUUCCACUACGAGUGUGAAAUCAGUGGUACAUUGGUUCCAAAUAUUGAGAUCCCAAAAGUUUCAAAUGUUUGAAGAACAGGAUAAUAUGUUCAAUUCGUUAACGAGGCCUUACCAGAUUGCUAGGUUCCCAACAAGAACAAAUAUCAAGAUACCAAUAUUAUUAAUCUACGGCGGGAAUGACUCCUUAGUGGAUAUCAAAGUAAUGAAGAAAAAUCUACCGGAAACGGGAGUUUUCGAUAUUAAAGUGGAAAAUCACGAACAUCUUGAUUUAAUUUGGGGGGAGAAGACUGAUACAUUGGUCAUUGCUAAAGUGCUUAAAUUUAUUGAAUUUUUUGAAGGUGUUUCCAGAAGAAACUCCAUCGUCAUUCAAAAUUCAUUAAAGACUAUCGAAAAUCAUACCAAUAAUAAUAAUUCCAUUCUCUUGGAACAAGUAAUCACACCAAAUAAAAUGGGCCCCACCUUUAGAUCUCCAUCACAAUCAUUAUCCAUCCCACCAGCAAUCGACUCUCAGCACAGUCCAGCGGCAACAACUUCCACUAUGAUUAACAGGUAUAAUACAUAUCCAAAGAGUAACAGUAGAAUUUCUCAAGAAAAUAUCAUUUCCUCGUCCUCACCAAGGGGAUCAAGACCAAUUUCACCAUCUUCUUCAUCGGCGGUAUCAUCUAGUCUAAGUUCCGAAUCAGAAUUAAACACGACGAACGAUGGGCAAUUACGAUCAGGUAUUGUUGUUAAUAGCAAUAAUAAUACUUUGACUUCAUUGGAAAAUGAUAUGAAGGACGAUUACGAUACAGAAUUUGAGGAAAAAGUGAGAGAGAGGAACGAAAAUAAGCUUCAAAAAAGGCAAUUGAGUAGAUACUUAACUAAUGAAUGA